Molecule: messenger RNA, 737 nt
Organism: Dreissena polymorpha
Lineage: Eukaryota; Metazoa; Mollusca; Bivalvia; Myida; Dreissenidae
Product: ATP-dependent helicase wrn-1-like
Exons: 2
Coding region: 85-552 (155 amino acids)
Biological process (GO): double-strand break repair via homologous recombination
Cellular component (GO): cytoplasm; nucleus; chromosome
Molecular function (GO): 3'-5' DNA helicase activity; four-way junction helicase activity
Source: RefSeq, a predicted model, not a curated record
UAUCAAGUGUGGUCAUGGUUGGUUAUUCAACUCGGUGACACGUCCUACGACGGGGAGCACCGUAGCUGCAACCGCGUUGUUGAAAUGUUUACAUCUUCAACAACAGACGCCACGAAGGGGAGGAUUCUAAAUGAUUUCCGGGCCGGAAGAGUUCGCGUCGUUGUGGCAACAGUCGCCUUUGGGCUUGGAAUCGACAUUCCGGACGUGCGGCUCGUGGUCCACUGGAGCGCACCGCACUCUAUCCUGUCUUACUGGCAGGAGAUUUGCAGAGCCGGUAGGGAUGGAGAUCCCGCUCUUGCUGUGGUUUUCGCGUACCCGCGGUCCAUAACGGAUUGCGAUGACGCUAUGAAGACCAUGGUGAAUGGGACGGAAUGCGUCAGACGUACCGUUCUGAAGGAGCUAAGAACUAAAGACAUGAAUCCUAUUCCGGCCCAAGGCGAUGGUUGUCAAGAUGACACAUGUGAAGACUGUGUUUGCCAGUUGUGCAUUUGUUGUAACAGAUGCUCACGAAGCUGUACUUGUUUUGGAGCGUGUCCGGACAAACUAUUAUGAAGUUCUCUUUAUGUUGAUUGUUUUGUGACCAUUAUCAUGGGUUUAGCGUUAUUUCGAUUGAUUAAUUCUAGUAAGUGUGUGUCUAUAAUUAACACUUACACCGAAUAGUUCUAUUAGUGCUAUUUUCACUGUUUACUGGCAGGUAGUAACAUUUGUGCAUAACAUUGUUGAUAUUUAUAAUUAUA